Molecule: messenger RNA, 2048 nt
Organism: Neocloeon triangulifer
Lineage: Eukaryota; Metazoa; Arthropoda; Insecta; Ephemeroptera; Baetidae
Product: heat shock 70 kDa protein 14-like
Exons: 9
Coding region: 23-1525 (500 amino acids)
Biological process (GO): protein folding
Cellular component (GO): nucleus; cytosol
Molecular function (GO): ATP-dependent protein folding chaperone; ATP binding
Source: RefSeq, a predicted model, not a curated record
GCGAAAAAUCACAUUUUCAAUAAUGGCGGCUGUUUUUGGUGUCCAUGUGGGUAACACCACUGCUUGUUUAGCUUGUUUUAAGGACGAGAAAUUGGAUGUUGUUGCCAACGAAGCCGGGUAUCGAGUCACGCCGGCUGUUGUUGCCUUUCACGAAAAUGAAAGAGUUACUGGACUUGAAGCCAAAGCAGGCGCUGCAAGAAAUCUCUCGUCGACCAUAACACACAACAAAUUCUACCUGCACAUUGAUCCAAGCAGUGAGGAGUUUGACAGCGUUUGUGAACGCAGCAAGGGAAAAGUUUCUGCCCGAAAUGGGCUGGUUAAAUACACCAUCCAGGAGGGUGAUAGAGAGAUCUCCAUCACUCCUGACGAGGUUGCAACAUGCAUCUACAAAAGCAUGCAGAGAAUUGCUGACACAGCUGAACGUUCCGUGGAAGCCCAUAAAGCUGUCCUCACAGUGCCUUUGAAACUGUCAACACCUCUGCUUGAAAGAACAAAAAAAGCUGCAGAGGCCGCUGGUAUUGAGGUUUUGCAGAUGAUUAGCGAGCCCUGCGCGGCUGCACUGGCUUAUCAAGUGGGCAUGCAGGAUCAAAGUCAAAAUUGCUUAUGCCUUGUGUUCCGUGUGGGUGGAGUCAGUUCCGACGCUACUAUUGUGAAGGCAGUUGGCGGUGCCUAUUCGAUAGAAAAUUAUGUCCACUGCCAAGACUUGGGUGGCGAUAAAUUAAACAGACUAUUAGCUGAAUUUGUGGCUGAUGAGUUUCAGAGAAAAUUUAAACUAGACCCUAGAGAGUCCAAGAGAUCAAUGGCCAAGUUAUUGUCGGCAGCUGAGAACUGGAAGCACAUUUUGUCCAACCUCAACUCUGCAGACUGCUUUGUGGAAUCUUUGCACGAAGGCAUCGACUAUCGAGUCAAUAUUUCCCGAGCAAGAUUCGAAAUGCUUGCUUCAUCCGAUCUGCAGGAGUUUCUGCAGCCCAUCCACUCAGUUUUCAAAUCUUCAGGAAUCAGUUCUAAAGAUAUUACCCAUGUAAUUUUGUGUGGAGGAACCUUGAAAAUCCCCAAAUUGCAGAAAAUGGUUUCUGAUGUGUUUGGAGAGGCAACGAUCCUCUCCGGUCUUGCCCCUGAUGAGGUACUAGCCAUUGGGGCUACUAGGCAAGCUAGCUAUCUUCCUCCUACCUGGGAUAGAGACUUUGACGAACAAUCAAUAACAGUUCAAGCAUCUUCUAAGGCAAUUUAUUUUAAGCCUUCCGAUGGAAAGUGGCAGUGCUUGAUACCAGCUUUGUCUCCCAUACCUUUCAUGAAGAAAUCGAAGCUUCAAGUACCAGAUGGAAGCACUGAACUUGUUGUGGAAAUUGCUGAGGAAGGAGCAGAAAAUGGACAACUCAGCAAAUUAGGUUCAGUCAGCUUGAAUGAAAUGAAGAGUGGGGCGUCUGUUUUAAUGGAAUUUAAGUGGACAAAUACUGGCCUUCAAGUAAGCUUAAGCGACGGACGAGAGAAACGUGGAGUUGCGGAGUUUCCAAUUAGCGAUUAGCUGGCUUUGUACAGUUUCUAAUAAUUAAAAUGCCAUUUGCAAACUUUUUAAUGACAAAUUAAUUACAUAUAUUCAAUUUUCUAUCAAAAAAUCCCUAAAAUAAAUUUUAGAUUAUUAAUUAAAAAAUUUAAGGCUUUUCGUAGUAAAAUAAAUAAGAAGUUUGAUGAGUGGCCCUCAUUUCGCGUUUCAGAGUGAAAAAUUCACGCUCCCAAGGACAAGUGAGCAGGAGCGCAAUUAGUGCAAAGAUUCUGUUUAUGGAGGGCGCGAGCGGAAUUGAGUGGAAUUUUGAGCUCUUUUGCUGCUCUUUUGGAAAUAUGAUUUUGAGCCUAUUAAUUUCCCUGCUUUUAUAAUUUUAUAGUAUAAUAUAUUCUGAUAUAUUCAUUUAAAAUUAUCUUUUAGAUUAAAAAUAUUGCCAUUUGGAAAUAAUUUGAUUUUUUCCUACACACUUAGAAGUUCGGGCAAAAAAAUUUCUUGUGCCACUUGAAAAAAUCUGAUGUGUUUUCUUUUUCGGAGAAUUACAUUG